Schistocerca cancellata (South American locust) is the source of this 3059-nucleotide messenger RNA. RefSeq lists its product as uncharacterized. The transcript has 3 exons. NCBI's taxonomy places the organism in Eukaryota, Metazoa, Arthropoda, Insecta, Orthoptera, Acrididae. The record is from RefSeq and is a predicted model, not a curated record. The coding region runs from base 191 to 3043 and encodes 950 amino acids.
CAGCCGCCUACAGCAGCCACUUGUUGCAGCCAAUUGGGGAGACCUGCGCCAGGCCAACGCAGAUUCCAGGGCGUACGAAGAGCUGCGAACACAGCCGCGGUCCGUGCUCCUGCAGCUAUAGUUGAGGGACGCAGCAACUGCAGCAAGCGCCGCAACAAGUUCCAGCAACGACAAAGGACAUACAUCGCCUAUGCUGGGAUCCAGAUUCGACGCGGUCCCUUCAAACAAGGAGGAGGGCUUCGACGAGCUGUUGCUGUUGUUCCGCGAGACGGCGGGCAGCGAGUGGCCCUCGGAGGCCCGCGACUUUGGAGCGGACGACACUGGAGUUCUGGCCUACCGCAGCAGGUGGCGGGCGCCCAGGUGCGACAAGGACGCCGAAGACGCGUCGACGCAGGAGCCAGAUUCCACCACAGACGACGGGGAAGGCAGCGGAACGUCUCCGCUCAACAUCAGUGCCAGUGAGUCUGUGUUCAGCAACCAACUUCGCGCCACCGUCUCCAUACUAAACGGUCAACCUCAACAGGCCACUGAGAUGUCAGCUGCAUGGACUUGUCCUCCUCCAGUGGCCGGGAGCUCUGCUCCCAGUACACGAAAUUCGACGUAUGCUACCCCUUUUCCUAGUACAGAAAAAGCCAGUUGCCCACUGCAGACGCUGGAUGAUCUAAACAGAGCACACUCUUCCCGCAAUAGCUCUGUCUUCGACAUUCCCAUCGCUGGAAGCAGCACCCAAACAUCGUCCAGAUCCGUAUGCUACAUGCCACCUUCCCUGAUUGGCAAUACAGUUAGUGGUGGAGGUGAAUUUUUCGAAAAUGAUCAGCCAACUGAUUUAUCACUGCCAAAAAUAGUGCCGAGAGAUGUGGAACCUGUACAUGCAACAGAAAAAGAUUCCAAUCACGACCAUCCAGCUGAUUUUCCGACAUCCAAAAAACUGCCAAAUGUUUCUAAUAAGUUAAAGGACGACGUCCAUGGCAAUCAGCGACCUCCUACACCGUGUCCUGGUCCUAACAUGAGGGAGAACUACCAAUAUCAGCAAACACCACCACCAGGAUAUCCUUCAUUUGUGGUAAUGGGACCGCCAAACGUUUCAUAUCACGAAUCCAGUGCAGUAAUGGUUGGAGAAGAUGGAAGUUUUGUGGUUUUUCACAGCAUAGUAGUCCCUCCAACUGUUACCCCAUUAGUAUUCCCUGUCCAGCAACCUGAAAUGUGUGAGAGAGGUUCUAACAUCCUGCAUGAGGAGAUUGUCCUAUAUGACUUCAGUGAUGUGUCUGAUGAAGAUGAGCUCGAACAGAACCACCGACCAAAAAUCAUCGAGAUUCAAGAUGGCCAAGCUGUGCAAAACGAACUAUUGGCAAUAGAGUACCAUGCUGUGAAAAAUGAACCAUUGGAAGAAGAUGGUGAGGCUGUGCGAAAUGAACUAUUGGCAAUAGAUUACCAGCCUUUGAAAAAUGAACCACUUCAAGAAGAUGGUGAAGCUGUGCAAAACGAACUACUGGCAAUAGAUUACCAAGCUGUGCAAAAUGAACCAGUGGGAAAGAAUUCAGAAAACGGUGAUGCAGAAUGUGCUGCUGCAGGAAAAGAAAUUAUGCAUGAUGCGAAUAAUGAUGAAAAAGAUGGUGCAGAAAACAGACAUUCACAAAAUGGGGACCAGUUGCAGGAGCAGAAAGAAGUAAACCAGUCAUGUACUGACCAACCACAGUCUGGGCCAUCGGGAGUUGUGCUCAUUAAGGGUUUGCAAUUGUCAUCAUCACCCACAGAGGCAGCAACGUCACCUAAACACCUGGGCAUACCAUCUGAACAAAUAAUUUUGCCAGCUGCACAGCCACAAAUACGGCUGUCGUCUCCACCUGGGGAAUCGUCUUCCCCAACAGUAAAAUCAACUUCAUCCACUAUCAAUAAACCUCCAGAACAAUCGCAGCCUCUAAAUGAGCUGCGACACACUGAGCAGCCACAAGUGGCACGAUCAUCUUUACAGGCAUCCUCGCCAUCUAUACAGCUUCCUAUUUUGUCCAGUGAUCUGUAUAACUCACCUGAAGCAAACAGACCAUUACUUGUGCAACCAAUUCCAGCUUAUGUACAGCAAAACGCAUCACCUCCACACUUGUUACAAAAACAGUCUAACCCUCUACAGUCUCCAGGACCUGAUGUACAGACCGUACAAAUAUCACCACCAGCUGUGCAAGCAAGCACAUCAUCAGGAAGAUCAGAUUUGUCAUCUGCUCGAAAGUCGUCAAUCAAGACAAAUCCAUCAUGUAGUUCCGUAUCGGAGGACCAUGCAGUCAAGAAGGUGAACUCUCUGCCAUUGUCUGACAAGCCUAUGCCCAUACAGCUUGCACUGCCACACUCACCAUUGGUACAGCCGGCAGCAUCAGCAGUGGCAAAUGACUUGCCUCUAGAUCAAGCUGAGCACCAGCCAGUACCAUCUGUUUCCAUCACUACAGUGUGUGAUAAAUCACUAGAGCCAUCUAUGCAACUGCUUGUUUCACCAAUUCCAUCCCCGACGCAGAAAAAAAGGGAUCAAGUCUCAGAUGACAGUACAUCAGCUACACAGCUGUCAUCAGCUUCAACAUCAAGCCCAACUACUCCAUCUUCACAAGCAAAUUCCUCACAGCCUCCCACAGCUAGUCCACCUGCUGGGAGGCAUCAGGUCCAAUCUCCACCUAUGGCGGUGGGGCAAGACUCUCCUCUGCAGUUACCGGAAUUUUCAUCACCAGAGCAUCAGGUCCAAUCUCCACCUAACACUGUGGGGCAAGACUCUCCUCUGCAGUUACCUGAAUUUUCAAUGUCAUUACUGUAUCCUCGGUCACCUGAACUGAGUGGAGUAGCGACAAAAUCUAAAGCGAUUGUAAAGAGGAGCAGAGAGCCAUGGGACCACAAAGGCCUAUUUAGAUUUGUUGCUUCCUUUGCUUUUAGCUUGCCACGCCACAUUUGGAUUCAGCGGAGAGAAGGUGAACCUAGACGAAGUGUUCGGAUUGCUGAAAAGCUGAAGGCCAAAAGAUAUUUACUGCGUCCAAGAUUCCCUGCUAAGAGAGGAACUGGUGAAUGAAGUGUCUGACAGCAUA